Messenger RNA from Exophiala spinifera, 798 nucleotides. RefSeq lists its product as uncharacterized. The transcript is spliced from 2 exons. The coding region runs from base 1 to 798 and encodes 265 amino acids. Lineage: Eukaryota; Fungi; Ascomycota; Eurotiomycetes; Chaetothyriales; Herpotrichiellaceae. The record is from RefSeq and is a predicted model, not a curated record.
AUGGCUUCUCGAUGCGUUGAGGAUGUUCAAUCUCAGGACCACGACUCCACCGAAUCGACGGCGUCGGCUGAGGACAAUCCCGCGGAAUCAUCAGGCUCAGAUGGCCAUGACCAUGAGUGUGAAAUGGAAGAGUUUGAUCAGGAAAUCGCAGAAUCCAACAAAGAACUAGCAGAGAUACAGAAAGAGAAGGAAGAACGCAUAAAUGAGGACCGCAAGUCGGCAUCCCGAAGCUGGAUCAACUCGUUUCGCUCAUUCCGAGAGCAGGGCAAAGCGGUCGACUCAGAUAAGGCAAAAGAAGUCCUUGAUGACCAACAUGACGAUCCUUCGCCAAAAGACGACGAGACUCUUCGAGAUGAAUUCAACCCAGUCUCCGAGGAUGAUGAAGAGAUAGGCUCAGAUGAGGCAGAAGAAGUCCUCGAUGACCAACACAACGAUCCUUCGCCAAUAGACGACGAGACACUUCUAGAUAAAGUCAAAUCAGACUUCCAAUUCGAAGAGACUCGACAACGCUUCAACCAACGGUUGGAGGCCAUUUGCAGAAAGGCUGAAGGAAUGCAGCGAGAACGCGAUAACUUGGAAGCUCUUGGCAUACCUGCGCUGGACGAAGAGAUUGAUGAUGUCGACGACGACGACGAAGAGAUGUACGAGUAUAUACCCUGUAAGCGGGGUACGUUUCGGGAGUCCGGUGAGCCUCUCACCGAAGAAGAAAUCAAGGCUACGGAAGCAGAGCAAAGUUCUUGUGGCUGUCCAGUAUGCGCUGUUGAGCGAGAGACGGAGGAAGACAGUGGAGAUGCCUGA